Molecule: messenger RNA, 686 nt
Organism: Zea mays
Lineage: Eukaryota; Viridiplantae; Streptophyta; Magnoliopsida; Poales; Poaceae
Product: metal ion binding protein
Molecular function (GO): metal ion binding
Source: RefSeq, marked validated
AUUGGACGGAUCGAGCUGGUACUGGCACACUCGAUCCAAUAUUUUAGCUAGCUAGCAAGCAAAGCAAGCCUUGAGCUUGAGCGGCGGCUAGCGCAAUGGGAGGCGUGGCGUCGGAGCUGGUAGGAGCCAGCAGGGAGAGGCAGAGCAGGAAGAGGAAGCAGUUCCACACGGUGGAGCUCAAGAUCAGGAUGGACUGCGACGGCUGCGAGCUCAAGGUCAGGAACACCCUUGCCCGCAUGAGAGGGGUGGAGUCGGUGGAGAUCAACCGGAAGCAGCAGAAGGUGACGGUGAAGGGGUUCGUGGAGGCGCAGCGGGUGCUUAGGCGCGCCCAGUCCACGGGGAAGCGCGUCGAGCUGUGGCCCUACGUGCCCUACACCAACCUCUACGUCGCGCCGCCGGUGUACGACAAGAGGGCGCCGCCGGGCCACGUCCGCAGGGUCGACGCACUCAUCGCGCCCGCCGCCGGCCAGGAAGAGCACCUCGCCACGCUCUUCAGCGACGAUAACCCCAACGCCUGCUCCCUUAUGUGAUGCCUCAUGCUAGCUAGAGCCGCCUGCUCCCCGGCCUUAUGCGAUGCUAGCUGCUUGCUUCAUCCACGCUGUACUAGCGAUGUACAUGCAUUGUUUGCAUGAAAACGAACUGAUGCUCCGUAGUUACGCAGUAAUAUAAUAAUCUCUAUCUUUUAA